UCACUCCAGCGGGUUCUCUCCUUUUUCUUUUUUUUUUUCUUUUUUUUUUUUUUCUUCUUCUUUCUCUCGCACACUUUUGUGUACGCGCAGUUCUUGUCGGACGUGUACACGGUCCGUGCGACCAUUCGGCGGCGGAGAUGUCUUUCCCGCAGCUCGGCUACCCGCAGUAUUUAAGUGCCUCCCAGGCGGUGUACGGGAGCGAGAGACCGGGAGUGCUUACGCCUUCGUCCCGGGGAGGGAGCACAGAAAUCGGGGGAAGCCCGUCCGCCACAGCAGCGGCGGUGUCGUCGGUGUUGGGCAUGUACGCCAACCCGUACGCGCACAACUACAGCGCUUUCUUACCGUACACCAGCGCGGACUUGGCUCUUUUCUCACAGAUGGGAUCCCAGUACGAGCUCAAGGACAGUCCGGGCGUCCAUCCAGCCAGCUUCGCAGCGCACGCGUCUCAGGCCUUCUACCCUUACGGACAGUUUCAGUACGGGGACCCGGCCAGGCCCAAGAACGCCACCCGGGAGAGCACCAGCACCUUGAAAGCCUGGCUCAAUGAGCACAGGAAGAACCCGUACCCGACCAAGGGGGAGAAGAUCAUGCUGGCCAUCAUCACCAAAAUGACCCUGACGCAGGUCUCCACGUGGUUCGCCAACGCCAGGAGGAGGCUCAAGAAGGAGAACAAGGUGACAUGGGGAAGCAGGAGCAAAGAGGACGGGGAGGACGGCAACUUGUUCGGCAGCGGCGACGAGGGCGAGAAAAACGAAGACGAGGAGGAGAUCGAUUUGGAGAGCAUCGAUAUCGACAAAAUCGACGACAACGACGGGGAUCAGAGCAACGAGGACGACGACGACAGAUCCACGGAGGGCAGCAGGGACCACAGGGGCGGUGUCGGCGCGGGGGGGGACUUGGACAGCUUGGAGAAGAGACGGGCCUUCGCCCUGCAGGCCCACGAGGCCUUUGACAAGUCGAAGAGCACCAUUUCGGUUCACCCGGGGAGUAAGGACAACUCGGACGGCAACAACAACAACACCACGCGGGUGCUUUCCCCGGAUCGAGUCGGGAGCUUUCCUCUCCCGUCUAACAAUAAGCCCAAAAUAUGGUCUUUAGCAGAGACCGCGACGAGCCCCGAUAGUUCUUCUCAGAAACCCACGUCCCCUUGUGGCCCGGGGGCCACCACGCACUCAUCAGCCCCCCACCACCAGAUCCAGACCCACCCGGCCUUCCUCCCCAGUCAUGGACUGUACACUUGCCAGAUUGGAAAGUUCCACAACUGGACAAAUGGGGCUUUCCUGGGUCAGAACUCCCUCCUCAACGUGAGGUCGUUUCUGGGAGUAAACCAGCACCAUCACCACCACCACUUGCAGGCCCAGCAGCAGCAGCAGCAGCAGCAGCAGCAGCCGACAUCCGUGGUGGUGUCGCCAUUAGCAGCCGCAGCAGCACUCAGCAAUGACAGCAAGGCCCCUCCAGAGACACACAGUCCCAAGCACAUAGAACAUGAAAACGGUGUCAGGUCGGAUUCACCUCCAACACAGAUUCUGAAGUCUUCCUUUCGACCCAUCCAUGACAGAUCCUCUCUGCCUUCCAGCGCCAGGAGCCCGCAAGACGCCACGCAACGAGUGCUCACGGCUCUCUCCUCGGCUUGAUCAAGAACACCUUUUUUUUUUCUUCUUCUUUCUUUUUUUUUCGUGCUUGAAAAAGAGAAGAAAAGAUAAAUAGAAAAAGAAGACUGUAAAAGACUUUUUUUUACACUCCCUAAAAAAAAAAAAACACUGAGAAAUAAUAAUGCCGCGUAGCAUUCAGUCGGGUACAAAACAAAUGGCGUAAUUUGGUAAUAUCCUGUGGAUGGAUGGAUUACUUCCUCUAUUGUUGUGUAGCCUAUAAUCGCGCCUAUAAUGUUACUCUCUCUUUCUCUCUCUCUCUCUCUCUCUCUCUCUCUGCCGAGGCAGGCUGGGACAUUUUUUGGUAGGCUUUUUACUUUAUAAUUAUUAUAAUUAUUAUUUUUGUCUCUAUCUUGUGUUUUUUUUUUUUUGGUGUCCUUUCUUUAAUGUAAAUACCAAGUGAUUUAAAUUUGUAAAUAGGAAGCGUUGAAGGAAUUUGUCCAGAUCGUAUAUUUUGCCUAAUAAACUAAAUGAAAUUAUAGAC
Molecule: messenger RNA, 2133 nt
Organism: Cyclopterus lumpus (lumpfish)
Lineage: Eukaryota; Metazoa; Chordata; Actinopteri; Perciformes; Cyclopteridae
Gene: irx1a
Product: iroquois homeobox 1a
Exons: 4
Coding region: 138-1634 (498 amino acids)
Biological process (GO): regulation of transcription by RNA polymerase II; neuron differentiation; cell development
Cellular component (GO): nucleus
Molecular function (GO): RNA polymerase II cis-regulatory region sequence-specific DNA binding; DNA-binding transcription factor activity, RNA polymerase II-specific
Source: RefSeq, a predicted model, not a curated record